Molecule: messenger RNA, 5923 nt
Organism: Plectropomus leopardus (leopard coralgrouper)
Lineage: Eukaryota; Metazoa; Chordata; Actinopteri; Perciformes; Serranidae
Gene: evi5l
Product: ecotropic viral integration site 5 like
Biological process (GO): regulation of GTPase activity
Molecular function (GO): GTPase activator activity; small GTPase binding
Source: RefSeq, a predicted model, not a curated record
UAUCCCUGCUGAACCGCAGGCUACAUCGCACGGCUGUCAUGGUUAUUUUAGCGGAUUUCUACAGAGAUAUUUCCUUGUAGUUCACACACAGAAGCCUCUCCGCGCGGCAGAGGCUCGCGACCAGCUGUGCGACGCGGCGCUGCCUCCCGGUUGAACGGCGGCAGGACGAUGGCACUGCGUUGGACGGUGUCUCCGUAUUUGUCCUCGGUGGUCUAUUAAGAUUAAAAUUAGCUAGAAACGUUACGUUUGACAUUUACGACGGGCUGGUGUGGGAGCGACCAUAAACACACCGCUGAGUAUGGAAAAGGAGUCAAGGUUUGAAGACCUCUGAUCAUAUUGGCUCCACAGCCAGCCAAGCAGCCAAUCAGGCAACAGCCAGGCUCACUGAGGAGGGAGACCAGCAGUGAGAGUGGAAGACCCUGCUACCGCACCCGCACCAUUUAACCCAUCCCUCUCCAUCGUCACCACCAUGUCUAUACCCAGCAGCAGCCCAGAAAAAGAGGGCUCUAGUGCAACUCCCCCUCAUUUAGAGUGCCCCUCUUCACCUUCUGGCAUGGACCCAGACCCCCCGUCGACGGGCAGCCCAGUGCUCAGCCCAGACUCAUCUUCCCAUGAUGCAGUGCUGUCAGCACCAGCGGCCUCCCCGGCAGACUCAGAGAACCUGAGUCCUGAUGAGCUGGAGCUGCUGGCCAAACUGGAGGAGCAGAACAGGUUGCUGGAGGCCGAUUCCAAGUCUAUGCGGUCGAUGAGCGGUUCACGGCGCAACAGCGGCUCCUCGCUGGUGUCUAGCUCCUCGGCAUCCUCCAACCUGUCGCACCUGGAGGAGGAUACCUGGAUCCUCUGGGGCCGCAUCGUCAACGAGUGGGAAGAGUGGAGACGCAAGAAGGACAAACUCCUGAAGGAGUUGAUCAGGAAGGGCAUCCCUCAUCAUUUCCGGGCCAUUGUCUGGCAGUUGCUGGGCAACGCCACUGACAUGCCGGUCAAGAAUCAGUACUCUGAGCUGCUAAAGAUGUCAUCUCCCUGCGAGAAGCUCAUCCGCAGAGACAUCGCCCGCACCUACCCCGAGCAUGAGUUCUUCAAAGGCCAGGACAGCCUGGGGCAGGAAGUCCUCUUCAACGUCAUGAAGGCGUACUCACUGGUGGAUCGAGAGGUGGGCUACUGCCAAGGCAGUGCAUUCAUCGUUGGUCUGCUGCUCAUGCAGAUGCCGGAGGAAGAGGCGUUCUGUGUUUUCGUUCGCCUGAUGCAGGAGUACCGUCUGAGGGAGCUGUUCAAACCCAGCAUGGCUGAGCUGGGACUCUGCAUCUACCAGUUUGAGUAUCUGCUACAGGAGCAACUUCCAGAGCUGAAUGUCCAUUUUCGAUCCCAGAGUUUCCACACAUCCAUGUAUGCCUCCUCCUGGUUCCUCACUCUAUUCCUCACUUUCCUUCCACUGCCUGUCGCCACACGCAUCUUCGAUAUUUUCAUGUAUGAGGGUCUAGAGAUUAUCUUCCGCGUAGGCCUGGCCAUCCUGCAGUACAACCAGACUGACCUCAUUCAGCUGGACAUGGAGGGCAUGUCGCAGCAUUUCCAGAAGGUGAUCCCCCACCAGUUUGACAGCUGCCCAGACAAGCUGAUCCUCAGGGCCUACCAGGUCAAAUACAACCCCAAGAGGAUGAAGAAACUUGAGAAAGAAUACACCACAAUCAAGAACAAAGAAAUGGAGGAACAAAUUGAGAUUAAGAGGUUACGCACAGAAAACCGGCUGCUGAAGCAGAGGAUUGAGACGCUGGAGAAGGAGAGUGCCGCUCUGGCAGACAGACUGAUACAGGGUCAGGUGACGAGAGCGCAGGAAGCAGAGGAGAACUACGUGAUCAAGCGGGAGCUGGCAGUGGUGAGGCAGCAGUGCAACACAGCCAGCGAGAGCCUCGAGAAAGCGCAGGACACCAUCAGAGAGCUGCAGCAACAGAAGUACACAGAUCAGUUUGUGAGCACACUGCAGACCCAGCUGGAGCAGUCCAGACUGCGUGAGGCUGAACUGCUGGGAGCGCUGAAAGAAAUGCAAGACAAGGUCCUCGACCUGGAGAAGAGAAGCACUUGCCUGCCAGAUGAAAACAACAUGGCGGCUCUGCAGGAGGAGGUGAAGCAGAUGAAGCUGAGGGAGCUGGAGACGCUGCGUUCAUUCAGAGAGAUGCAGGACACCGUCACUGAUCUCAACCAGCGCUGGCAGCAUCACAUGUCCCGCGGCAGCAGCACAGGAGGUGGGGGUGGCCACUGGAAGGAGUCCCCAAAGAAGAACGCCAUGAACGAGCUGCAGGACAAACUGAUGACGGUCAGACUGAGGGAGGCCCAAGCUCAGGCUGAGCUCCGAGAGGUCAAACUCAAAGCCCUGCAGCUGGAGAGCCAGAAUCAGAUCCACAGCAAGCUGAUUGGUCGCAAUGAUCAGGAGCGCUCCGCCCUGCAGGACCGGCUCCAGAUGCUGGCCAAUCAGAACAAAGCUCUCCAGGCUCAGCUCAACGAGAUGAAAAGGAAGCAGGCCGAGUCCGACUGCAAGAGCAAAGAGGAGGUGAUGGCGGUACGACUGAGGGAGGCAGACAGUAUGGCUGCCAUGGCUGAACUCAGGCAGAAGAUCGCCGAUCUUGAGAUACAGAAGGAGGAAGGGCUGAUCCAGGGCCAGCUCAACCAUUCAGACUCCAGACAGUACAUCAACCAGCUCCGGGACCAGAUUGCUGAGCUGAAGAACGAGAUCAGGCAGUUGCGAGGGCAGAAGGUGGCCCCCAGCUCCAGGGUCAGUGGCGGAGGCGGAAGUACCAACUACCAGGAUCUCUGUCUGGCCAGCCCCGCCUCAGCCGAGGGGGACUACCUGAGCUCAGACGAGGACCUCCUCCCCAGCCCGCUGCCUCCCAGCGCCCUUUACCCCAGCCUGUCCGGUCCGUGUCACCCAUCUGCCCGCCUCGACAGCGAGGGCAGCACGGACAGCGAGGUAGAAGAGCGGGUUCUCACGCAUCCGGACCCACAGCAGCUGUACGGCAGCAUGGUGUGCGCCGAGGCGCUGGAUAACUGAGACCUGCAGGGGGUGUGAAGGUUUCAUUGGAUUUCUUUAAGCUAAGAAGACACUGGAGCUCUAUAGGACAGGACUGUAAACUGGGGCUGUAUUAUCCAAUCCAGUCCUCCUCCUCGGCUUUUCCAGUGUUUACCUUUUACUUGAUGCAGACAUAGUGGCAUUGAUUGGACCUGAUCAUCUACCUGUUGUCUCUCCGCUCCUGUUACCACCUCCUCCACCUCGUUCCCAACACUGUCCGAUCCUGUGUUCCCUGACAAAGAGGUAAUGUAACGCCUCUCUCAUUGUUCCAAACUGCGCCAGAAAGCAACCAAACACAAACAUAUGACACACAAACAGACAAAAAGGACCGAACCUGGACCAGCAAGACUGUUGUUGCCUCUCGCUACUCGAGAUCGACCACUGGACCUGAACCUGUGACGAGGAGUUGAAACGACGUGGGUAGACAGAAAAUAACUACUCCCUCUUCCUAUAAACUGAGUGAUGGACAAUUGACACACUGUCUACCCUUAUAUGACUCUCCUUCCUGAUUGGUUCAGAGUUAAAUAGUCUUUAUCCUCUCUUUUCCCUUUUUAUGCUCUCUUUAGGAAGACAUACAAAAAAAUCGUACAUUGAUUUACCUCUCAGUGGACCACGUGUUAAAAAAGAAAACUAAAAAGGUGGUGAGUCUGAGUUGGAGAGGUGCAGUGUAGGAAUAUGUACACAUCACACUGGCAUUCAUUUAUGAAUCAUGAACACUUUAACAUACCUAACAUGUGUGUCGUUGUCUGUGGCGUGCAGAUGACAAGAAGCCAACGAGUUCAUAGAACAGCUCAUCUCAAAAACAAGUUCACCCACAAAACAAGGAAGGAAGACACUCAAUGUUGCCAAAUCUUUUGUUUUGUUUUAUUUUUAUUAUUUAUAUGUUGUAAUUUAUUUUGAUAUAUUCUUUUUAUUUUUUAUACAUCUAUAUGAAACUAUAGGAGUGUAGAGAUACCGACAGAGGCCAAACUUUGUACACCGUCCUUUGUGCCAACUAGUCGUCUGUUACAGGUCCACUGUGACACUGAUUGUUUCAAAGACCGAAAAAUGUGCUGCUAUGAUUUUGGAUUUACUUCUUCCAUUUUGUUUUUUUAUGUUCUUUUUUUUUUCGGUAAUCUUUGUGAGGUGAACAUGCGACCUCCUGUUAACUCUGCCGUAAAUAUUUGGUUGACAACAACUGUGGAGACUGAUCAACUAUGAAAACUGAGAUUACUCCCUGGAGCUUCUCAACAUUUUGCAAAAAUGGGAACAAUUUGGUUUUCUUUCAAACCAAGCAUUAUCAUUGUGUUUGUGUGAGUUAAAGGAAUAGUUUGACAUUUUGGGACAUUUCUUUUUGCUUUACUGCUGAGAGUUGGAUGAGGAGAUCGACACCACUUUCCUAUCUGUCAUAUGUGACGCUGCAGUCAGGGCAUAGGUAGCUUAGCUUAGCGGAGCAUAGUGACUUCUUGCACAGCCAAGAAAAAGUCCAGCCUGUAAACUUGUUUUUACACAGUUUUUGGAUGGGACUGAGUCAUUAAACUGUGGCCACAAGUGGUGUAACGGUAAAUGCUUAAAACACUGAGGGGGAAAUUCACAAAGAAAGAAUUGCGGCUGCUGGCAGCACCAUGAAUUGUGCAUCACUUGCAGCCUCUAUAUGCCCCAAAAGACAAUGCACUAAUGAGAUUACGGUGCAAAUAAGCCUGUAAAGCUUUGCAGCUGACAGAAUUAGCCCUUUUUCGUCUGUUUGCAGUUGUCAACAUGGUAGAAACACAGUAGGCUGAACAAAGGCAGAAUGGAAAAGAAAGCUGAAAGUUUCAGACUGCAAGCAUAACAUCCCUGUCUAUCAGUGUUGUCAGUGUUUUUAAACAUCAUGCCUGGCAUGAAGAUGCUGUCGCCUGGCUACAGUCACUGCUGCUAUGACUUUUGUGCCAUCAGUGGGGGGUGCCCUGAUAAAUAGUCUUCAGUCACCACCAGCUCUCUGAAGAUGCUAAUAAAUUUUCUCUGUAACUGCGUGUGGCUGUUAGCGCUGAUCUUUGUGAAUUGGACUGUUUUGCAAUGAGGCUCAUGUGAAUAUAGAAAAGGGGCCAACUCUGUGCCAAAUGUGCGCACCUUACCUAAUAUAAAUAUGUGAAAAUAGCACAGGAGCAAGAAGACACUAUUUGCUUGGCAGUGUGUAGUUAGGGCUGCAUUUCACUGUGCACGUGCUGUGUUGUGAGAAUUACAUGCUGAACAUAGCAUAAGCUGAACUCUUUAGUUCUGUUUUCCCUUGCAGCUCAUGUUUGUGUGAGUCACAGAUUUGUCAAUCCAGUCAGGGCUGAUCAGAUCAGAGCAAUGGAUGAGAGUAACAGCUGCUGAAGAGACAAGUGAAUGCAAACUUUUAGACCCAAGGCAAUCAAUGAUUGAGUUUCACUUUUACCGCGCCGGACAGUCUUCUGCUCCGUCUGUGCCCAGAGUUCACUCUGCACUCUGAGAGUGUUGUGCAGUGAAAUGAAAUGAAACGGUAAUGAAGCGGUAGCCUAUAUUUAUUCCAGUAGCGCACCUGAUGAACAAUCCAGCUCCAAAAGUAUCAAAUCAAUAUGUGAUGGCAGAUGGUUUAAUUGUGGCAGGCCGCCAUAAUUAAAUAAAUGUGUGGGAAACCCUGGUGUUAUUUGUUCAGGUGUAGCUGCUACAAAAGCCACAGAAUCCACUUUGUGAAUACGCCCAUGAGUAACAUUAGCACAAGUAGAAAAGGAUCAUAAAGUCAGAAAAGUAAAGAACAGACUCUGUAAUCACAAUAACAACUACAAAUACAGUGUACAAUGCAGCAUCUAUCUAAGAUUUGCUAACGUUAGCUAACAUGAUAAGCUACUGCUCAUACCAGACCAAGUGAGGAUGUAGCAGCCAGUA